GCCCUAAAUUAAGUACUGAACCCGAAUCGCUAAGAAUCAGCUCCCUUCACCCGGGUCAGGUUUGCAAAGCAGAUCCGUUUCUGCUUCCAUUUUGUUCCAGCUUUCAAGCUUCUAGGUUGUUGCUCAGACGACGGAGAGGAUCCCUCACUCACACAAAACCCCAAAACACAGACACCCGAGAGAUGGCAGUGAUGGAGAAGCUCAGGAUGUUCGUCGCUCAGGAGCCUGUCGUCGCAGCUUCUUGCCUCAUCGCCGGCGUUGGUCUCUUUCUUCCAGCUGUAGUAAGGCCAAUUCUUGAUUCCUUUGAAGCUUCUAAGCAAGUCCCUCAGCCUGCUUUAAGCGAUGUGGUUGCAGGUAUGACAGGUAAAAAAUAGGGGCGAUAUGAUUCAUUGGUACAGGCGAACGAUCGCCCUUCUUUUAUUUUUGCCAUUUUUCAUGAGCAUUGAAAUAAGCCUGACAAUCUUGUGCGGAGAACAUAGUGAUGCUGCAUGUUGAAUAUUAUCCUUUUUGUUGUAAGCAUGUGACCGGUUUCCUUGUCACGUUAACUUUGACUAGCCGAAGCUGCUGCUGUUCUUGUUGAUUUGAAGCCCAAUUUAAAGCUUAAUGAAUGCAUGCCGAACAUAAGUGCCUGCUUCCAUUUUA
This is a messenger RNA of Pyrus x bretschneideri (Chinese white pear), 642 nucleotides long. RefSeq lists its product as uncharacterized. The transcript is spliced from 3 exons. Bases 183 to 374 code for a protein of 63 amino acids. NCBI's taxonomy places the organism in Eukaryota, Viridiplantae, Streptophyta, Magnoliopsida, Rosales, Rosaceae. The record is from RefSeq and is a predicted model, not a curated record.